CAGGUCCCGGAGCUCCGCCACCGCCGGGUGCCGCGGGGCUGGCGCGAUGCGGCGGCUGUGCCGGGGCCGCGUGCUGGGCAUCUCGGUGGCCAUCGCGCACGGGGUCUUCUCGGGCUCCCUCAACAUUCUGCUGAAGUUCCUCAUCAGCCGCUACCAGUUCUCCUUCCUGACCCUGGUGCAGUGCCUGACCAGCUCCACCGCGGCGCUGAGCCUGGAGCUGCUGCGGCGCCUCGGGCUCAUCGCCGUGCCCCCCUUCGGCCUGAGCCUGGCGCGCGCCUUCGCGGGGGUCGCAGUGCUCUCCACGCUGCAGUCCAGCCUCACGCUCUGGUCCCUGCGUGGCCUCAGCCUGCCUAUGUACGUGGUCUUCAAGCGCUGCCUGCCCCUGGUCACCAUGCUCAUCGGCGUCCUGGUGCUCAAGAACGGCGCGCCCUCGCCUGGGGUGCUGGCGGCCGUGCUCAUCACCACCUGCGGCGCCGCCCUGGCAGGAGCCGGCGACCUGACUGGCGACCCCAUGGGAUACGUCACGGGCGUGCUGGCAGUGCUGGUGCACGCCGCCUACCUGGUGCUCAUCCAGAAGGCGAGCGCGGACACGGAGCACGGGCCGCUCACCGCGCAGUAUGUCAUCGCCGUCUCCGCCACUCCGCUGCUCGUCGUCUUCUCCUUCGCCAGCACCGACUCCAUCCACGCCUGGGCCUUUCCCGGCUGGAAGGAUCCGGCCAUGGUCUGUAUCUUCGUGGCCUGCAUCCUGAUCGGCUGCGCCAUGAACUUCACCACGCUGCACUGUACCUACAUCAACUCGGCCGUGACCACCAGCUUCGUGGGCGUGGUGAAGAGCAUCGCCACCAUCACGGUGGGCAUGGUGGCCUUCAGCGACGUGGAGCCCACCUCUCUGUUCAUUGCCGGCGUCGUGGUGAACACGCUGGGCUCCAUCAUUUACUGUGUGGCUAAAUUCGUGGAAACCAAAAAGAGAAGCAACUAUGAGGACCUAGAGGCGCAGCCAAGUGGAGACCAGCUGCCUUUCGUUAUGGAGGAGCUGCCCGGGGAGGGUGGAAAUGGCAGGUCAGCAGGUGGGCAGGGAGCAGGUGGCUCCGCUCAGCAGAGGGGUCAAGAGGCGAGGGGCAGCCCCAGAGGAGUCCCGCUGGGGGCUGGGAGCUUGCAGAUCUCAGAUAGCUGUGGAGAAGGCGGCAAGAGGUCCUUGAAGGACGCUUACCUGGAAGUGUGGAGGUUAGUUAGGGGAACCAAGUACAUGAGGAAGGAUUACUUGAUAGAAAACGAGGAGUUACCCAGUCCUUGAAAAGCAAAGGCAUGUGUGUACAUAUGUACAUACACUUAUAUGUUAGAAAUAACAUUUUCAUGAGGGGCCUCCCAGUUUUAUUCCUUGAGGAGAGGGGAGGGGAAGCAAAGAAAGAAGCUGAAAGCGACUGAGAGCAACAAAAUUAGCACGUGUGUGAAUUAUUUAGCGUGACUACCUGAGGCAUCACGGAGACAAAAGGAUGGGAGGUGCUGAAAGUAAGGCAGCGGUUUCAGCUUCCGACUCCUGGCACUUUUAUUUUUGGUCGUUAUCACCAUAACCAAAUGUCUGCAUGUACCAAGAGUCCCUCAACCGCCCCCUCUGAAGAUGGAAUGCAGAAAUGAUGACAGCACUUAAUAAGCUCAAAGAUGACAUUCAGGGGCACAUUUUUGAUGAUAGUUAAAACCACAGUUUUUAUUGCCAGCUGGGCAAAGAGUGUAUUGUUGAAAUGACACAUAUAAAUACACUGAAUUGAUGUUUACUGUUUAUAGUCAUCUGAAAUAUGUUUACUCUAAUCUUUCUUCGCUUGUUUUUUUAAAAUAAGUGCUCUAUUAUUCUAUUAUAUAUUGGUAGAAAAUGUCAAAGCUAUUUUGAAAAUAUGAGUUCUUAGCUUUCAUCAUGAAGUCUAAAGUUUGCAUUUAGUAAUUAUAAAAAUAUUUUAAAAGUUGUUUUGUUUCAUCGCUUUAUACUAUUUAUUACUGAAUGCCAUAACCUUUUUAAAAACCAGUUUUACUGUGUCCGGUAUUCUUUUAAGCAAAUGCAAUGGCUGACAUAUAAUACAGUAUUAACUGAAGCCCAACCAGAAGGGAGACCAUCUUGAAAGCAAUUCAAGUCUCACUGCACAUUCCAAACCAUGUCACAGAAAGCGACUGCUAUAUUCACAUUAUGAUAUUUUUCUAUCUUAAAUUUGUCAAAAUAAAGUAUGAGUCUAUCUGUUAAAA
Molecule: messenger RNA, 2232 nt
Organism: Galeopterus variegatus (Sunda flying lemur)
Lineage: Eukaryota; Metazoa; Chordata; Mammalia; Dermoptera; Cynocephalidae
Gene: SLC35D3
Product: solute carrier family 35, member D3
Exons: 2
Coding region: 47-1294 (415 amino acids)
Cellular component (GO): Golgi apparatus
Molecular function (GO): antiporter activity
Source: RefSeq, a predicted model, not a curated record